AGGGAUAGAAAAAGAGAUAGAUACUCUUAGUUAUAUACCUUGAGAAGUCCCUCUCUCCUCGCACUAUAUAUAUACUCUCAUUGCAUUACUAAUAGCGAUUUCCAUUCUCACACACCUUCCUUUCUUCAUAAGAACUAAGAAGCAAAGAAACAAACAAACAAACCCUAUAUAGUAUAUAUUAUAUAGGAUAAGAAAGAAACCAUGGGAGACGAUAUUUAUGUUGCGGUGAAUCAAGAUGUUCGAGAAAGUAAAUCAACUUUGUCAUGGGCUUUGAAGACUCUUCAAGUCAACAAGAUUUUCCUUCUUCACGUUCAUCUUCCAUUUUCCUUGACCACUUCUUCAAGUGGUCUUACACAAGGGGAGAUCGAUGCAAUCCAAGAUUCAGAACUCAAGACUUCAUACCGUAGCCUUUACAAGUACCGUGAUAUCUGCAUAAAAAAUAGGGUUAAGGAAGAAGAUGUGGAUAUAUCAGUGAUCUCAAGAUAUGAUGUGGGUGAAGGCAUUGUGGAACUCAUCUAUGAAAACAAUAUCAAGAAGCUCGUUAUGGGAGCAGCAGCUGAUCCUCACUACUCCAGGGGAAUGGGUAUCACAUCAAGAAAAGCAGAGUAUGUGCUUCAACAUGCACCUCAGAGCUGUAACAUGUGGUUCAUCUGCAAGGGGAAACUCAUCGAGACAAGAGAAGGAAGUUUCGACCUUGGGAAUCCAUCAGAAUCAUUCUCAGAAUUCUCAACUUCAGGGGAGAAACCAAGCAAAGGAAGAAGAAGGGAUGAAGAUGAAACCGAGUCACCUAAAGAACAACAACCAGGUUGGAUACCAGGAAACGAGGAAGCAGCAAAGAAAGUAAGGAUAAGGAAGGAACCUGUGAAUGUGAAGUCAAAAAGCAAUGGGAGUGAAGCAGACUCAUCAUCAAGUCCAUGUCUUCCUCCACAUGAGUAUAUGUGUCCUAUAACGUUGGAGAUAAUGGGAGAUCCGCAUGUGGCAGCUGAUGGAUUCACAUACGAGGCAGAGACAUUCAGAGAGUAUCUAAGGACAACAGGAGGGAAAAAGAAGUCGCCAAAGACAGGCGAGCCACUUGAGAAUCACAAACUCAUUCCAAAUCACACUCUUCGUAUAGUCAUUAGGGAGUGGCUGGAGAAGCACCCUAAUUAUAGUCGUGAUUAAAAACCAUUAUCUUUAUCUAUAUCAGAAAUUUAACAAGUCGAGAUUAUGUUGUUUGUGAAACUGAAAAUAAUCUUUAAUCUUAAUCUUAGUGUAUAUGUUGUUACAUUCAUGGAGUCUCUAAAAUAACGAUUCUCUAUGCAUCAAAUCUAUGUAUUUCUUUUUGUUUUUUU
Molecule: messenger RNA, 1331 nt
Organism: Camelina sativa (false flax)
Lineage: Eukaryota; Viridiplantae; Streptophyta; Magnoliopsida; Brassicales; Brassicaceae
Product: U-box domain-containing protein 54
Biological process (GO): protein ubiquitination
Molecular function (GO): ubiquitin-protein transferase activity
Source: RefSeq, a predicted model, not a curated record